Nymphaea colorata (pocket water lily) is the source of this 3873-nucleotide messenger RNA. RefSeq lists its product as uncharacterized. Gene Ontology annotation, biological process: defense response to fungus. Lineage: Eukaryota; Viridiplantae; Streptophyta; Magnoliopsida; Nymphaeales; Nymphaeaceae. The coding region runs from base 466 to 1038 and encodes 190 amino acids. The transcript has 4 exons. The record is from RefSeq and is a predicted model, not a curated record. Gene Ontology annotation, cellular component: nucleus.
AAGAUGAAAGAAGAGGGUACCUAAAACCCACCGAAGCUGUUAUUCUUUCAAAACCACCAAAUAUUUGCUUGUCUCCAGCGGUGUGGAAAACCACGUCCAAAAAAAUUUUCAGUUUUGGUUGUGUUCUCUUUCUCCUGCAAGGGGAGAGACCCCCAAUCACCCAUUUGGCGUCUCCACCUGACCCUCUCUCUCUUCCUUUGUCUUCCCUUCCUCCUUUGCCUCUCCUUGUUUGUUCUUCUUUUCUAAAUUUCUAGCCUUCUCUUCUUUCUUGUUCAAGAAAUAAAUGUAAGAGAAAAGAUCAUUCAUUAUUUAAAUAAUUACCGGGAACGCACUUAGUUUUCUACCAAAGAAAUAAGCCAUCUUGCAAAACAAUCAUCAGAGAAAAUCACCAAUCUCACCACGGGAAGCAAAUUCUGUAUUCGAUCUCUGUUUGUGAGAAUCCAAAAGUUCUCCCCAACAUUGAAGAUGAAGGUGAAGAGAAGGAACGCUGAUGAUUGUGCGAGGACGAAAGCAAACGGGGUUGUAGCAUCUUCCUUUCGGGUUGCCUGUCCUGCUAUGAACCGGGAGCCUCGGAAAUCGGUCGAGCCUGUCGACGCUGGAUCCUGUAAGAAGAGACCCUUAUGUGAAUCUGGUGUUAGGAUGGUCAAGUUACGGUGCGAUGAUCAGCUGAGAGCAACGAAGAAGGUCCCUCAAAAUCUUAAUUGUGACCAAAUCGGUGGUCUCUCUACUGCAAAGCUUCACAGUAAAUGCUCCUCAUUACAGGAGAUGCACGCAAACAUGAAUGAUCACAGAGACAGCUAUUUUCUUGGCCGGGAGUUGACUUAUCUUCAGGAGCCAAUUAUGGAGUCUUCUGUAUUGAGAACCAGGAAGAGAACCUCUAGGCUUCUGUCUUCAUCAUCUAAUGUUGAAAAAACCAUGGGGGCUUACACAAAAGUGAUCACAACAGGAAAAGUGGGUGGAUCAAAAGAACUUUUCCAGGAAAGGCCCUCAAAAUUGUUAAAAAAGGCUGGCUUUCAUCACUCUUCAGUUGAAGGCUGAAACUGUUGAACACCAGAGGUGUCAAAUUUAUGUGAUACAGAUCUAGAAGCCUUUAAAGGUUCCAUGUUCCAAUCCUUUCUUUUAUGACACCCAAAUAUUGCAGAUAAAUCCAUUUCUUUACCCUAAAUUAUUAUGUUAAGUGCUUCUUUCUUUUUGUUAUAAGAGAGAGUAUGUAACUCUAUCUCUGCUGCUUUGCAAAAUUGAGAAAACAAAUGCUGCAUACAGUAAACAUACAUUGAUGACGGGGUAUUCAUGUUGCCAAGUGAAAGAAAAGAACUGGCCCAACUAUGUUUACUUCAUAAUGUCGGAAAUUCUUGAAGUGGUUCUCCAUAUUGGAUGGGAUAACAUGCCUCAACAACAUAUUUUUUCCUGAAUUUUAGUUGCUAGAAACAGAAUUAGCAGUGAAAUCUGGAAUUUAAAAGUAGUUCUUUAAUUUGAAUACAUUUGAGCUGGCUGGUUUGUAUUGAAAUAUGAAGGCAACUGAAAAUAAUUCUAGUAUUGCUUCGCUCUGGAAGCAUGUGCUGGCUUCACUGGAGUAACUAAUGUAAUUUCAUAGUUUAUCAUUAAUUUAUCUUUCAGGACUCACUUCUCCUUUUAGUGUUUUACAACUCUUUCAUUAAUUUUUUUUUUUAUGUUUUCAUGAAAAAGGUUAAGUUAAACUUAUUACACCGUGCGUCUGGAAUUUGCUUUUGAAAUAAUCUCAUCGAGGAGAAGAAACUUCUGCUCCAUGCAUUAUAAGGUUUGGUUUCAGAGAGUGGAAGUAGCACUAACUGAUGACAUGCUAUCUACAUAAGUUCUUACAUGCACAUUGUCUUCCAUCUGAAUGCUUCCUAUGAAGGUGCAUAUCCAGGUUCUUUCUGAAUUUCAGUGUGCUGGAGGUGGACAAACUGAGGUGGUCUCUAGACUCUCAACCUUGUAUGGAGAAGUGGGUGCCAAGGCCUCCCAGUCUCCUGUUUGGUCUCCAAGGACCUUACAUGAUGAGAUGCUUCUCUUUCUUCUUAAAACUGGUAGGAAUUACACUCUGUAAGCUUCCUUGAUUGAUAGAUUAUAUCACGAUUUAUAAGGUUUUUCAGUUUAUCUUAAUUGUUAAGUACUUCUGGCUUAACUUUAUGUAGUUUGACUCCCAAGUCCCAAUGAUCUUUCUUGUCUUGCCAUUUUGUUUGGUUGAAAAGGAUGAGAGUGAAUGUAUAUAUUAUCCCUUUUGCGCCUGGUACCUAAAAUUCUUGUUAGUUGGUGGCUUUUUGUAAUUUUAAUCCUUAAAAUAAAAGAUGUCUCCAAUCAACAACGUCAGACUAAAGUGCUUUUGUUCAUCUAAAGUUUGAGAACGGUUCCUCUUACUAAUAUGAUUAUAGCAUCAAAGUCAUCAAAGGUUAAUGGUUUUCGAUGUUGAGGUUCAAAUGUGCUUUGCAAUAUAUGAAUGUAACGGAGGCAUUCCCCUGCAGACACGUUUUGAAGGUAACAGAGCCAUUCCCCUGCAGACACCUUUUGAAGGUAACAGAGCCAUUAGUAAUCUUCAAUUGGUGAGAGAGGGUGAGACGUGCUGUCAAUACUUUUCGGUAAUCUUGCAAAAGCCUGUCCUUACAGUACGUGAAGUGCAAAGUGUUCUCUGCUAUCAAGUGGGGACUAUGAGUAGGUCUCCAACCACUGCAAUGUUUUUCCUCUCAUAAUGCCUAGGUUUCUGUUGCCAGAUAUUUAGAACUUUGAAUAUAUGGAAGGACAAAUUUUGUGAUCAUAGUAGCUUGUUAUUGAUUUAUUGUUCAGUAAACUGGCACAAGCUGUUAUUCAAAAGAGAACUUGUUGUAAGGUGAUGUAUGUAUUUUUUUCAUUUUUGUUUCUACAUUAUUGAGUUACUUUUAGCCUUGAGUAGUUUAACUGCAACAUGCUAGAAGAUUGACUUUUACCUUGAGCAUAUUGCAGCGUUGAUUUUUUCCUUAGAUGGCAGGAUGUUGCAUGGUUUCUUAUUGCAUGACAUGCUGAGGUUUGGACUGAACUUGGUUGAUGUUUCCCUGAUUGUCAUUCUUGCUUCCUCUUAUUGAUCUUGUGGAGUGGUUUAGUGCUUGACCAGAUUGGUUCAUGGACAUGAUUUGAAGGACACAUUUGGCUAGUGAUUACUGCUAUGUGAUAACCAAAAUUAUUGGAGCAGUCCUUUACCUAUUAAUCUAACAACUGUCUAUUCCUUAAUGAAAAUGGAGUUGUGCAACCAUCGAAUUUUAAGCAAUCAAAGGAAAGGUUGGAUUAAGUUAUAUCUAUUAGCUUCAGUCCUCUAGCAGUAAAACUAUUGCUUAUGCAGAGGGGGACAAUUUAAAGCAAUGGAGUCAAUUUUGAAAAUAAGCAUUCGAGGCUGCUCCUUAAAGCACUUUCACUCGUUCUGACCUGCUGCUAACAUCCUGUCUCAUGCAGUGCUUUAGUGGACCUUCAAGGAAACAAGUUUGGUGCUUAAGGCGGGUUUUGAAAGACUUUUUAACGUGGGUGAGAAGGUUGUGUGGGAAUGCUGCCAGAUUGAAGGCAAUAAAAAUUGGGAAUUUGCAGAAAUGGAUGGCCCAGCUUGAUAUUUCUGGGGAUUUUACUUCUCUUUUGAAUUGGCGUUCCUUGUCAAAAGAAACAGAUGUACUGCUGUUGCGGCUGCUCCUGCUCCUGCUCCUGCGUGAUAACGUUGUGGCAGUAACGAACUGCUAGACAGUUAUGUACAAGUGGUAGAAAAGGAUGACUUUUCUAUUGAAUAAAUUGUGGAAUCAUGUACAAAAGUAUCUUGCGUCUGUAAUUUGAGACAGACUUAGAUCCUUGUGGCCUUAGUCAAGUUGGUUUGACGAGUAGAGUUGAAACUAAUUCUUAGGA